Dimorphilus gyrociliatus is the source of this 2356-nucleotide messenger RNA. The record is from the annotation of a GenBank genome assembly. NCBI's taxonomy places the organism in Eukaryota, Metazoa, Annelida, Polychaeta, Dinophilidae.
GAAGAUGAGAGAGUGAUAAUACAAGCAUUUAAGAGUUAAAUAACAAUCGACAACGAUCCUAUUACGUCUAUUGUAGAAACAGAGAAACAUGUCUUCUCCGGAAAUGGAGGCGUUUGAAAUAACUGAUGAAGAUCUUACAGGAUUUGGUUUGAAUAGAAACAGAGGGAAGUGGUCGAAAAAUCAUGCAACUUAUGGAGUUUUCCUUGGUGACAUGGUGGAUAGCGAUGAUGAACGACCAGGAUUAGGUAAAUCGGGAGAUAGGAAUGGUCCGAUAAACUUUAUAAGUGGGGGUAUUAAAAAAGAAACUUCCAACCAUGAGGAAGAGAAGGAUGAAAAUAUAUGUUUUGACGAAGAUACACAGUUUAAACCAAAGCAAACUAAAUUCAAAGUUCCUAGAAAAGAUACUUCGGGAUUUGGUAAUUGGGAGAAACACACAAAGGGUAUAGGCUGGGCCUUAAUAUCAAAAAUGGGGUAUAAACAUGGCCAAGGAUUAGGUAAAAAUGAACAAGGUAUUAAAGCACCUGUCGAAGUAUAUCAACGAAGAGGAAAAGGAGCUCUUGGGUUUUAUGGCUCAGAGAUCCCAGAAGCGAAUAAAGACAAUCUGAAAGAAGUUAUUGCAGGUGAAAAGACAAAAAUUGAGACUAAAAAUUGGAAAAAAGACCCUCAGAGAGAAAAAAAGAAAGGAAAAAAAUUCCAAUUGAAAACAAUUGAUGAUGCUAUAGCUGAGGGCUCGCAAAGAAUGCAUUUUAAGACUGACGUGAAAGUAAAGGUUAUUGAUAUGACGGGUAAAGAGCAAAGGGUAUUGUCAGGAUACGGAGCUCUAGCUCAUAAGUCUGAGCAAGAAGAUAUACAUACAAAAUCUCGAGGAUUUGAUCUACCAGAAUUGAAAAAUAAUCUUAAUGUUUUGUGUGACACAAUAGAAGACGAAAUUGUAUCAAGUGACAGAAAAAAACGAAAUAACUCAGAUCUUUUAUCUAAUUUAGAGCAUGAGUUUGAUAAAAAAAGGAUACUUUGUGAGAGGGAAGAGCAAUUCAUUGAAAAACUCAAAGAUGUAUUACAUAUAAUCGAUACAGCUAUUGACAGAUCAAGAGAUCCGAUGGAUCCUAAUACUCUAAAAGACUGUGCAAUUGUUGCCGAGCGGCUUCAAGAUGAAUACCCCAAUGAAUAUGCUGCUUAUGAUUUAGGAGUUUUUAUCUUAGCUUUGAUUUUGCCUUUAUUCAAAGCAGCACUUUCUAGUUGGCAACCCCUUAUUGAUCCAUUUCGGGAAGGUGUAGCCAUGUAUGCUAAUUGGAAAAAGAUUUUAACAGAAAAAGGAAAAAAUUCCGAGAGUUUUAUGAGUCCCUACGAAAGACUUGUAUGGGAUACCUGGAUACCAUCUGUAAGGACAGCCAUAACAUCUCACUGGAAUGGUAGAGAUGUUGAAGCCUUAGCUCUUUUAGAUCGGUGGCAACAUAACUUGCCAGACUGGAUACUCAAUGACGUAUUGGAUCAUUUAAUCUUACCCAAACUACAAAACGCCGUAAAUGAAUGGGAUCCCUUAAGCGAUAGAAUUCCAAUUCAUAAUUGGUUACUACAGUGGUCUCCGAUGAUGGGAGAUAAGCUUAGUCCUCUUUACGAAGCUAUUCGUCACAAGUUUGCUAAUGCUUUAGUCGCUUGGCAUCCCUCUGAUCCAUCAGCCAAGUUUAUGCUUGAGCCCUGGAAUAACGUCUUCUUAAAAGGCCAUAUGCAAGCUUUUUUGGUAAGAAAUGUUGCUCCAAAACUAGGUCAGUGCUUAGCCGAAAUGGAUCUAUCUCCUAACCAUUUAAAGUUGGAUUUAUUUAAUUCUGUUAUGACUUGGAUAGACCUUAUGCCCAUCAAUAGCAUGGUUCCCCUUCUUGAGAGACACUUUUUUCCUCGCUGGUUACAGACAUUGUGCCAUUGGUUAAAUCAACAUCCUAAUUAUGACGAAGUUAGUAGAUGGUAUAUGGGUUGGAAAAAUAUUUUUCCCAGAGUUCUUCUCGAGAUUUCAGCUGUAAGGGAUCAAUUCAAUAAUGCUUUGGAUUUCAUGAACAGAGCUGUAAGUGGUGAAAAAGUUCAGCCUUCGCCUUCUUAUAGUAUUCAAAAGCCACCUGGCAAAGCAAAUCAACCAAAAUUUUCCACCUCUACAGCAUCACUUAGUUACAAAGACAUUAUAGGAAAAAGAGCCGAGGAAAAUGACAUCGUCUUUUUGCCCGUACCCAAUAAAACACACGAAUCAAAGCAAAUAUAUCAAUUUGGGCGAUUAUUCAUCUACUUUGACCGUAAUGUUCUAUUUGUAAAUGAAGGGGGAGUUUGGGUACCAACAUCAUUGAAUAACUUAAUAGAUAAAGCAAGAUGA